Molecule: messenger RNA, 360 nt
Organism: Peniophora sp. CBMAI 1063
Lineage: Eukaryota; Fungi; Basidiomycota; Agaricomycetes; Russulales; Peniophoraceae
Source: the annotation of a GenBank genome assembly
AUGUAUUGCAUCGACGUCGAUGUGAGCGGUGCCUCCGUUUCUUUCAAUGGCAAAACCUCAGUCGUUGAGCCCGGCAUGCACUUCAUGGUGCUUACAAGUGGCAAAACGAAGCGAAGGUCUCAGCCGGAGAGACCAACCAAUAAUGAGCCCCCUCCCAAGAUUCUAUUAUUAGAUGACGUCAUACUAUCUGUGGUCGUGUGGAGAGAAAUCGGCGAAGCUUCCGUGGUAUACUUGCACGAGGGUUGUCGUCGACGCUUUCAGUCGAUUUUGCCCGGCCAGAAGCUGUUCAUCGACAAGGACGGCAAUGGGAUUAUAGAAGGGAGAGGAGUGGAGAAGCAGGUCGAUGUUCACGACGAGUAG